Auxenochlorella protothecoides is the source of this 531-nucleotide messenger RNA. RefSeq lists its product as hypothetical. Lineage: Eukaryota; Viridiplantae; Chlorophyta; Trebouxiophyceae; Chlorellales; Chlorellaceae. The coding region runs from base 1 to 531 and encodes 176 amino acids. The record is from RefSeq and is a predicted model, not a curated record. The transcript has a single exon.
AUGGGAGGGCGCGGAGCAGGUGUGCCGCAGCUGGGAACGAAGCCCAGGGAAUGCAGGGAGCCUAGAAGUCAGUACAUGGACGGAAGGGGCGUGGCAUUGAGGCAGCAUUACAGGGACGGCAGUUUGCUAGCCGGCACCAUCUCAGAUGUACUCUCGGAAACGUGGAGUGGCAGUCGCACAAGAGGGCGCGAAAGUGCCACGAGCGCGCUGCCCCGAAGCCGGACCCCAUGCGAUCGAAGGGCAUGUAUGGGUGCACGGUUCCCGUCACAUGCGUUCCAAAACAACCUCACACCCUUGUGUGUGCCUGGAUACUUGGCCGGCAAGUUUGAUGCCCAUCCGCCCCGAGCUCUUCUUCCAGUCCACAGCGGCUCUGACUGCCUACGCCAUCACCUUUACAGCCCUGGGCCUGGAUCUCCUCGAGCAGCAUGGCCACACCCGAACCCACAUCCAGCAACCCAUCCAGCAGCAAAAACUCAUCGUCGGGAAAUGAUAAUGUCGCACGCCAAAAAAGUGCUGCCGAAGCAGGGGUGA